AUGAGUGAAAUUAAAUACAAAAAACUCACAACUAAACUUGAUAAAGGAUUGAAUCUUUGUCUUUUUGAAACAAUAUUCAAUUGGAGACAAGUUAAUGGAUUAAAACACGAUGACUAUACAAGAUAUAGAAGAUUUUGUUCACGUAGAAUUAAGAGAAUAAGACAAAAAGUCCAAUUAAUCAAUAAAUGGGAAAAAAAACAAUUUAAACAAUUAAAGUUAGUUGCUGAACAUAUGAAAACUUCAGAAUGUUUAAUGAUUCCUUUAUUAAAAGUAGAAAGAUGUUGGGCAUAUGCUAAUGAACUUCAACCUGUUGAUGAAACUGAAGCAAGAAAAGGACAUCAUCAAAAAAGAAGACUUCACAAAAUGAAACAAUAUUGUGAAGAAUUUAUUGGAUUAAUGAAAGGAUGUAAUAAAAGAACUCAAAGAGAAAUUACAGCAUAUAAUUUAUAUAUGAAAGGAAUGGUAGCAUUUGAAGAUCAUCAAUACGAAGAUGCAUUAAAGUAUUAUUUUAAAAGCAUUACUAUCAUUGGUUAUAUUGAUGCAGAGAUGAGUGAAGAAAGUAAAAUUAUCUUUAGAGAUAUUGUAGAUGAUGCCAAUGCUAAAAUCAGAGUUUGUAAAAGUGAAGGUACAGAAAUUAAAGAAGAAGAAGAACUUAAAGAAAUUGAAAAGUGGAAAGUUGUUGAUGGAGAAGCUCAACUUUUCUCUAUUCCUGAUGAUCUUAUGAGAGAUGUUAUGAAAAAGUAUAGAGAUAGUAAAAAUAAAGGAAUUGUAGAACGAAUGAACAUUAUCCAGAAAGCAGUAAGUCAUUGUAAUAAAAUGAUUUCUAAUAAAAAAAUUGCUAAUAGAAUGAUGUAUAAAGAGUUAUUAGAUUAUGCUAGAGAAGAGAAAUAUAAAUUAAGUGUUGCAGAAAUUAUUGAAAACAUUAAUGAAUUAGAAAAGCAUUUAGGACAAUUUUCUCUUGGAAGUGAACAUAUAGACUCAAAUGGAAAAUUAGAUAUUGUUAUGGCUGAAUAUUCUAAAUUAAUUUAUAUGGAAAAGAAAAAACCAAAUCCUAAAACUUGGCAAAUAUCAAGUUGGCAAUGCUAUCAGAAUUAUUAUCAUUGUCUUUCAUUAUUUAACCAAAAUAAAUUAAAAGAAAGUUAUACCCAACUAAGAGAACUUAUUGAUACUAUCGACGAAUUAACUCCUUCUGUUGAGGCUUCAGAAAGAAAAAGAUUAGAAACUACUUUAACUUGCACCCAUCAAUUAGUUGUUGAAUUGUUAAAGAGUUUAUGGAAAGAAAAAACAGGAGAUAAGGCUUUAAUGAUUGAUGCUUGUUCACAAUAUUUAGAAUAUCCUUCAUUAGAAAAGAAAGGAUGGUUCUCAUGGUGGUAA
Molecule: messenger RNA, 1374 nt
Organism: Entamoeba histolytica HM-1:IMSS
Lineage: Eukaryota; Evosea; Mastigamoebida; Endamoebidae
Exons: 1
Coding region: 1-1374 (457 amino acids)
Biological process (GO): SRP-dependent cotranslational protein targeting to membrane
Cellular component (GO): signal recognition particle, endoplasmic reticulum targeting
Molecular function (GO): signal recognition particle binding; 7S RNA binding; endoplasmic reticulum signal sequence receptor activity
Source: RefSeq, a predicted model, not a curated record